Molecule: messenger RNA, 1227 nt
Organism: Erigeron canadensis
Lineage: Eukaryota; Viridiplantae; Streptophyta; Magnoliopsida; Asterales; Asteraceae
Product: RNA polymerase II C-terminal domain phosphatase-like 4
Exons: 8
Coding region: 148-1227 (359 amino acids)
Cellular component (GO): nucleus
Molecular function (GO): RNA polymerase II CTD heptapeptide repeat phosphatase activity
Source: RefSeq, a predicted model, not a curated record
AGUGAUGAGUCUUGUAGUUCCAUUAUAGAAAGGACAAAGAAGAGGAAGAUCAGUACAGAAGAACCCAAUGGCUCAAUAUCUCCUUUGUUACGUUUGGAAGUGCCAGUGAAGGAGCAUAUAUGCACACAUCCUGGUUUUAUUGGAGGAAUGUGCAUAAAGUGCGGAGAGAAGAUGGAAAAUCAGUCAGGUGUCGCAUUUGGGUAUAUACACAAGGAUCUGAGACUUGCUAAUGAUGAAAUUGCCCGACUGCGUGAAAGAGAUCUAAAGAACUUGUUACGUCAUAAAAAGCUUUACUUGGUUCUUGAUUUAGACCACACCUUACUAAACACAACCCAUGUAAAAACUUUAACUAUAAAAGAACGAUACAUAAAGAACCUGAAUGAUCCAAUGCAAGAUGCCCUGAGAGGCAGUCUAUUUAAACCGUUUACUCACAUGUUAACAAAGUUGAGGCCCUUCGUUCACACUUUCCUGAAAGAAGCUAGCAAUCUGUUUGAUAUGUACAUUUACACGAUGGGUGAGCGUGCUUAUGCAUUAAAAAUGGCAGACCUGCUUGACCCUGAUAUGGUUUACUUUAACUCUAAAGUCAUUGCAAAAAAUGAUUGCACCCAAAGACAUCAAAAAGGCCUUGAUGUGCUAGCAGGCCAAGAAAGUGCUGUUUUGAUCCUUGAUGAUACUGAACAAGUAUGGAAGAAGCACACAGAAAACUUGAUAUUGAUGGAAAGGUAUCAUUUCUUUGCCUCGAGCCGUAAACAAUUUGCCUGCAAAUCUAAAUCUUUUUCUCAUAAGAGAAGUGAUGAGAGUGAUGUUGACGGCGCUCUUGCCAAUGUUCUUAAAGUGCUUAAACGAGUCCACAGUAUGUUUUUUGACCCGGAACUUGGGGAUGAUUUUGCAGGCCGAGAUACAAGACAGAUGCUACGUGCAGUUCGUAGUGAAAUAUUGAAGGGGUGUAUAGUUGUGUUCGAUGGUGAGUUUGUAACAAAUGACCAGGCCGAAAUCCAUGAGCUAUGGCCGCUGGCAGAGAGAUUAGGUGCAACAAGCUUGACUGAGGUUGGCCCAUCAGUGACACAUGUCAUUUCCACAAAUGUUGGAACUGAGAAGUCACGUUGGGCGAUUCGAGAACAGAAGUUUUUGGUUAAACCAAAGUGGUUAAAAGCUGCAAGUUUCCGAUGGCAGAGGCAACCUGAGAAAAAGUUUCGUGUUAAAAAAGCGAAAAUGAAACUAAAAUAA